Messenger RNA from Orbicella faveolata, 1455 nucleotides. RefSeq lists its product as uncharacterized. Gene Ontology annotation, molecular function: calcium channel activity; protein binding. The record is from RefSeq and is a predicted model, not a curated record. Gene Ontology annotation, cellular component: membrane. NCBI's taxonomy places the organism in Eukaryota, Metazoa, Cnidaria, Anthozoa, Scleractinia, Merulinidae. Gene Ontology annotation, biological process: calcium ion transmembrane transport.
CAAGCGAGUCACGAUGGGGUUUGGUUUUAAUUCUGAUUGGGUGACAAAGUAGCGCGGCUUUUUUUAGCCAAUCGCUGAGUAUAGUAAUGUAAAACCAAGGUAAUUACAUGAUCGAAUUACAGGGUUGCCUCAGGUCAGGAAAUGGCCGGGGAAAAAGUCAGGAGGAAUUGAUAUUUUGAAGAAAAGUCAGGGAAAAUUGAAAUAAUUUAACACGGCUGAUUUAAUACCAUUGAAGGAUGGUAGAGACAUUUGGGGUCACUGUGAUCUCAUCGACAUUUUUACGUCACGAGGAAGGACAAUUUGUUGAAAAUUACUUACUUUGAUUAGUCUUAAUGAAAGAGUGGAAAGGACAGCUGUAAAAUGAGGCUAGAAGCCGCUGUUGUAUAUGAUAUUUUGUAUUUGUUGGGUCAGGGAAAUUUUAUUUUUAUCAGGGGAAAGUCAGGGAAUUUUGUAGCAACCAUGAAUUUUAAUAAUCCAGUGAAAACCGCUCUAUUCUUCUCACGUACUGUUAGUUUAUGAAUGAUGUUGUUUUUUUUCUCUUAGGACAAAAAGAGUCCUCUGCAUGUAGCUGCGGGGAAUGGUAGAACCGAAGUGUGCAAGGUACUUCUUGAUCUCCGAGCCGAUGCCAGUGUAGCAGACAGUAAAGACAUGAUUCCUGUCCAUUAUGCUGCUCUGAACGACAAGGAGGAAAUCGUGGAAUUAUUCUUCAACGUCAGACCUGACACCAUGACACAAAUCGACGCGGAGGGAUUGAACGCGUUACAGAUUGCUGCUUCCAGUGGUAGUCUUAAGGUGGUGAGGAAAUUGGUUGAGCUUGACUUUGCCAAAUGUUCAGCUGAUACGGGUGUUCUGUGCAAACCGCUCCUUCUAGCUGCUCGAGGAGGCCACAAAGACAUUGUGGAAUUUUUAUUAGAAAAGGGAGCUUCGCCUACUGAGGAAGACACGGAAGGCAACAGCGUGUUGCAUUUAGCCGCCAAGUUUGGUCAGCUCAAAGUUAUCGAUAUGCUGUGGGGGAAGACGGCUAUAAACCGAACAAGUGUCAAGAACGGAAUGACUGCCAUCCACGUUGCUGCCUUAUUUGGUCAGACAGAAAUUGUCCAGGAAUUCCUCUCCAGGGCCCCUCAAACUGCCACACUAGUCAGUGAGCGUCCUGCUGAUAGCGAGGAAGAGGACGAAGACUUUGGAUUCACGCCUCUUCACCUUGCGGCUCAAAAUGGCGACAACACUCUUGUACGAGCCAUCACAAAUCAUCCUGGAGUACGAGUGGAUUCUGUAACAUUAAAGGCGGUGGGUUGAUUGUAUCUUUCACAAUUACGCCAGGCUUUAAACAAUGACUGCAUGUUAUUUAUGAUUCCUUUCAGGUUUAUGGCCGUUUUCAAGUUGUAUAUCAAACACAAGAGAACGUGUUUGAUCACAUUUCCAAACACCGUGAAGAGAGUUGAAGAUACAUGUAGU